UUCAUUCCUAAUAUAUUUGUGGAUCACCUAUCCAAAAUUAAAUUAAUAAUGGUUAAGCAAACCGUAUUAUUUUUUAUUACAUGUCGCCCCCAUAUAAAAACCUAUUGAAUAAUGAUUGUCCUUUAAGGCCGACUGGUCGAAUCGACGAAUCUCUGACAAACGGGUACGUAAGCCCUGAUCCCAAACCUAUGAACAUAUUCAUCGACCUGCCCUUCAUAGAAGAUGUCACCAAAUUCGCUGUUGAAGAGAUGGCGAGACAAAUCACUCUCAUCGAUUGGGGAAUUUUCAGAUCGAUAACGUUGGAAGAGUUUCUCAGCUACGCUUGGGACAGCAAAAAUAAACGCGACAGCUCUACUUCGGUCGCCAAAUUCACCAACCAGUUUAACACGAUUAGUUUUUGGGUAAUCGGCGAAAUAUUGAAAUCGAAUAUGCCGAAAAGAAGAGCGGCAGUGGUGUCUUAUUUCAUAAAAUUAGCCAAGAAAUUGCAUUUAAUCAACAACAUCCAUUCGGAAUUUGCCAUAUUAUCUGCCCUCAGAAGCGCUUCCAUUUACAGGCUCGAAAGGACUUGGAACCUCGUUCCGAAAAGGCAUAAAUAUCAAAUGGAGAAACUUCUCAAACUUUUUUCGGAGACUGAUAAUCAUUCCGAGCUAAGAAAUUACCUGAACAACAUAAAACUUCCAUGUAUCCCUUACACUGGCCUUUACCUGACCGACCUGGUGUACAUAAAUCACGUGAAAGAGGUGAACACGAGAUCCCCAGCUAAUAAGACGCGAUCUUCGCGACCUCACGACAAUUGGCUCUCUCUCACCUGUUCCAAAACUAGCCAAUCACAGAUUGACCGCAUUUUGCGCAUACUCUCCGAGUACCAGAGAUCGAAUUACGAUUUCUUGUAUGCUCCGGCCUCGUUUAUUUUGGAUUAUCUUUUGGCUCUUUCCGAAAAAGGCGUCUCCCGAUCAUCCCUCAAAUUUUUGGAGUCGACCUAUUAUGCCCGCAGCUUGAACCUUGAACCACCGGCCUUGCCCCCACGUGCUGCGCCGCCCAUUUGCGCUCCCUUUUUCGCUUUUGGUAGUCGUCUCUACGAUUACAACGCGGAUGAUAGCUUAGAGGCCGCUGAUAACUUGAACUCGAAUAUCCUGGGAUGCGAUGCGAAGGAGAAAAUCGUCAAUGUAAAAUCGAUCGUUACUAGGGCAGAAAACGGUGACCUAUUAGCUGAUAAGGAUCCAACCCUUAGCAGUAAAAUAAAACGCAACGAUAACGACCUUGAAGCAGAACGGGCCCUCGACUACGAUAAAAAUAACGAAUCACCUAAAACCGAUCAACUUGCUAAUCCCAAACAUCCCGAAAUCACUGAAAAUGGUAAACCUUUUAAACCUACCAAUGCAAAUGGAAAACAGUCGAUAGCAAACGGCGAUGAAAAUGGAAGGCGUCAAGCUGUGGCUAAAAAUAAGGAAAGGCGUUUUACAUUGGAGUACCCUUGUGGCGCUCUUUUUGGUCAAAGCAAUGACGUUAUCGAGGACGUCAUAGUUAAGGCCGGUUUGAGAUCUCUGCCCAGAGGCAAUGGCAUGUCUGGUAGCAAAGUGCCCCUCUUGCUUACCACUACGUCCCCGGAGUCGAAUGGUGGCCCCUACGGGUUCAAUAUUUCCGCCCCAUCCGGCAAUCAUGGACCCCUGGGGCACUCAACACUUCGCCAUCGGGCCUCUUUCUCCGAAGAUCGUGCCAAACCCCUGCCCUAUCUCGAAAGGGCCCGUCUUCGUAUUCAUUCGCGCCUUACCCAUCUGAUCCACACCCUAACUCGUUCUCCACCCUCCCCGUCGCCCUGUGAUUAUUUGGAUUUUGGUAACCGUGGAGAGGCUAUUAGACCCGUUUGCAUUUCGGCUAUCGAGGAGGGUGACAGAAGGCUUAACGAAAAACAUCGCACUAAUAACGGUUUUUUGCCCCACAACAAAAACGAAAGCCUAAAUAAGUAUCUUUUCUGCGAAAAUGACGUCUCCCAAAACGUAAACUUGAUUCCUCGUAAACCCUACCCCCUCAGCUUAGAGCAACGUGAUAUUAUCGAUAAUGAACGUACAAAUGACAUCUCACCGGAACAAUACGAAUCCUCCUUUGUUACUCGUUUUUUUUCUCCCCUCACGCGUAUCGUAUCACCAGCCGUCUGCUCAUCACGGUACCGCGUCGCGAGCAAGGCGUUUCGGGGAGGUAGCGGCAGGAAAACGCUUUCGCGAGCGGCACUUCUAACUAUGGGUGGAAUUUGUAAUGACGGGCAACUUGUGGAAUAUGCCGAACCAUUAUUCUCGACCGCCUCCGUCACGAGGAGCCGCCCUUCCCUUAGUCCGGUUAGGAUAAUCAAUUACACCUCAUUUGACAAAAAGACGUGCAUCCCAUCAAACGGCAACUGUCUUCCGGAUCACCAGUUCGAUACUACCAACCACGAAAAUAACAUGCUUGAAGAAGGGGAGGAAAGAGCCGUUCUGUAUUUCAUGGAAGGGGAUCUUCCCCCCUACAAACUUGACUGCCUUAACUCCAAGUGCAAUCUGUACGUUCCGGAAGAAGGUACUCCACCUACUAACCUCGGUUUUAGCGAACGAGGCCCCCGCCGCUCUCUAUAUUCGCCUACGUUCCUAGUCCAGGGCGAUUGGGACCUUAAGAUUUUGGAUUACCUCAAUGAAAAGAUGGCACCUUGGCAAACGUACCACGUCGAGAUGACGAAAGAAGAACUGUUUCUUUAUCGGGUUGAUUUUGUUCCCUAUGAUGCACGUGAUACACCCAUUAGCGAUGAGCAGUUCACAGUCGCAGCCACGAAUCCUUCGCAGGAUUCCCAUGACGCCCUGGAUCAAUCAAUCAUAGCCCUCUACCCACCACCAUUUUUGGUAUUGGAUGAACACCUUUACCGUUCCAACAUAAAAUUCAACCAGCUGUUCCAGGUCGUGCCCAACAAAAUAGCCGCCUUUUUAUACGAUCGACCCAUCGUCAAUACUUUUGCCCUGCUGAACCAAAAAAAAAGUAUACUUUACAUAUUUUACAAUUCCGACCUGGAAAAAUGCCACGAAUGGAAAGGACAUUUCAACGAAAUCUACAAAAAUCAGAAAAAUUAAAUGACUAAAAUAUUUAAUAUUUUCAUUUUUUAAAAAUAAUAUAAAAAAAUGUGAAAUUAUUAAUUGAAAUACAACUAACUGAAUACAAAAUAAUCUUAUUUAACCUUUUUUAAUCCAAAAACCCUUGUAUUUAAAGUUCCUAUACUCUCCCCUAAACGUCCAUAGCCAAUAUUUUUAAACGUUACUUUUAAACAAUUGUUUUUUUAAGAUAAAAUUAGCUUUGGACAUGUAGAAUUAUAAAAAUUAAAAGAUCACAAAAUGUUUAUAAUUUGAACUUAAUAUGUAUUUAAUAAAUCGUUUUCUUUUAUUGUUGUUUUUUUUAAAAAAGCCGAAAUUCAUUGUAUAUUGUUUCGUAUUAAUAUUAAACACCUACUAAUUUUUUUUUGGAUACAUUUAAUGUCUAAAAACAUUCGUAUGUUUUUUUACAAUCAUUUCAAGUGUGCUAUAUUUUUAAAAUGAUUUUAACCU
Molecule: messenger RNA, 3560 nt
Organism: Gordionus sp. m RMFG-2023
Lineage: Eukaryota; Metazoa; Nematomorpha; Gordioida; Chordodea; Parachordodidae
Exons: 12
Coding region: 81-3092 (1003 amino acids)
Biological process (GO): positive regulation of GTPase activity; Ras protein signal transduction
Cellular component (GO): plasma membrane
Molecular function (GO): guanyl-nucleotide exchange factor activity
Source: RefSeq, a predicted model, not a curated record